AUGUCUCUCAAAAUUGAACGAAAAACUCUACCAGAAGAUCAUCCUUCAUUAGCUACCAUCUACAGCAACAUCGGUCAAGUGUAUAACAACAUGGGUGACUACUCGAAAGCACUUGAAUUUUACGAAAAAGCACGUAAAAUCGACGAAAAAGUUCUGCCUCCGAAUCAUCCCGAUUUGGCUACUUCCUACAACAACAUCGGUCAAGUGUAUAACAACAUGGGUGACUACUCGAAAGCACUUGAGUUUUACGAAAAAUCGCAUAAAAUCCUCGAAAAAGCUCUACCUUCAAAUCAUCCCAAUUUGGCGAGCUCCUACAAUUGCAUCGGCCUAGUGUAUAAGAACAUGGGUGACUACUCGAAAGCACUUGAAUUUUACGGAAAAUCACUUAAAAUAAGAGAAAAAGCUCUGCCUUCGAAUCAUCCCUCAAUGGCUACUUCCUACAACAACAUCGGUGGAGUGUAUGACGACAUGGGUGACUACUCGAAAGCACUUGAAUUUUACGAAAAAGCACUUAAAAUCGACGAAAAAGUUCUGCCUCCGAAUCAUCCCGAUUUGGCUACUUCCUACAACAACAUCGGCCUAGUGUAUAAGAACAUGGGUGACUACUCGAAAGCACUUGAAUUUUACGAAAAAGCACUUAAAAUAAGAGAAAAAGCUCUGCCUCCGAAUCAUCCCGAUUUGGCUGGUUCCUACAACAACAUUGGUACUACAUAUUUCGGCAAAGGAGACUACUCAAAAGCACUCUCAUUCUUAGAAAAAGCACUUUCUAUCUGGCAAAAAUCACUUCCACCUAAUCAUCCUAAUAUUAAAACAGUCACAAAUUCAAUUGACUAUGUAAAAAAGACAAUGUAA
Molecule: messenger RNA, 852 nt
Organism: Rotaria sordida
Lineage: Eukaryota; Metazoa; Rotifera; Eurotatoria; Philodinida; Philodinidae
Source: the annotation of a GenBank genome assembly